This is a messenger RNA of Thalassophryne amazonica, 1834 nucleotides long. RefSeq names its product E2F transcription factor 2 (gene e2f2). Gene Ontology annotation, cellular component: RNA polymerase II transcription regulator complex. The record is from RefSeq and is a predicted model, not a curated record. Gene Ontology annotation, biological process: regulation of transcription by RNA polymerase II. NCBI's taxonomy places the organism in Eukaryota, Metazoa, Chordata, Actinopteri, Batrachoidiformes, Batrachoididae. Gene Ontology annotation, molecular function: DNA-binding transcription factor activity, RNA polymerase II-specific; RNA polymerase II cis-regulatory region sequence-specific DNA binding; protein dimerization activity.
GUUUCGCGCGAAAAGCUCUUCUUCUUUUAUGGAGACCUCAGCUCUGAACCGGACGGACAGGAGCCACGAACCGGUUUGGUUUCUGCUUUUGUCUGACAGAGUCACUGAAAAAUCUAAACUCGGAGCUUGUUCUCAGUAAGACCUGAAGAGUUACAGGAACCGAUCUGUAAUAUCUUGGACGUUUUCUUCAUUUUAAUUAAUCAGGUCAGCUGUGUUACCGGACAAAGAACAGCAGGCUGCAAACACGCGUGGAUCGCACGUUUUGUGCACGCGCGUGUGAUUUAACAGCUGUAUGAGUUCUUCUGGGUUCUUUCUUUUAUUUGAUUCGCGUCUUUCUGCGCUGCAGUAGAGUCUCUGAGGUCCGGAUCGGGAUCAUGAUGCGGAUGCAAGGCGUCUCCCCGGCGCCGCCCUGCGCUCAGCAGAAGGUCAAGCUUUUGUCCACCGGAGGCGUGAAGACGGACCUCCUCUGCACCGGGCUGUCCAGCCCGCUGAUCGGCGCGGUACCGGUUGGAUAUUUCAAGGCCGUUCCUGCGGAACAAAGAGCCCACAGCCUGUACUCAACCCCCCACGGACCCGAGGCCAAAGCCAUCAGAUCGCCCUGCGGUCGGCUGCCGGCUAAAAGAAAGUUGGAUCUAGAGGACCCUCUUUACCUCCCAGAGUUCCACACACCAAAAGGAAAAUGCAGCAUCACAGCCAGGAUACCAAGUCCAAGAACACCAAAAUCUCCGGGUGAACGGACGCGGUACGACACUUCGCUGGGCCUGCUGACCAAAAAGUUUGUGGGUCUGAUUGCUGACUCUCCUGAUGGAGUUCUGGACCUUAACUGGGCCACGGAAGUUCUUGAGGUCCAGAAGAGGCGCAUCUAUGACAUCACCAAUGUCUUGGAGGGAGUCCAGCUCAUCAGAAAGAAAUCCAAAAACAACAUCCAGUGGUUAGUUGGAGAUAUGUUUGAGGGAGGUCCGGGCAGAGGAGAGAAGGCGUGCGCGCUGAGGAACGAGUUGGUGGAUCUGGAAAGAGCAGAGCACUGUCUGGACGAACUGAUCCACUCCAGCAGCACACAGCUCAAACAGCUGACUGAAUACAAAGACAGUCAGACGUUAGGAUAUGUAACGUACCAGGACAUCCGGUCUGUCGCCACUUUCAAAAACCAGACGGUCAUCGCCGUCAAAGCCCCGGCUGAGACCAAACUGGAGGUGCCAGAUUCUGCAGGGCAGGGUUUAUUACAGAUCUAUUUGAAGAGCAAAAAUGGUCCCAUAGAAGUCUACCUGUGUCCAGAGGAAGGCCUUGAAGAUGCUAGUCCCGUUAAAAGUGGCUCCACCCCUGUGAAGGAGGAGCCUCAGCCUGUCGAUCUGCCCUCGGCUUCCACCGCAGCGCCACUGAGCUUCACCGUUAAAGAGGAGCCUGUGGAACCCAACCCGUCUACGACGACUCCGACCGCCUCUUCCGCCGCGCCUUCGUCCCUGCUGGACGUGGACGGCCUGCUGGGUUUGCCCCCCAGCCUGCUCCAGAUCACCGAGGACCAGCUUCCCAGCGCCUCCUUCGCGGCUGACUCUGGUGCCCAUUUUGUCAGCUUUUCUCCAUCUUUGGACCACAACGAUUACCUCUGGGGCCUGGAGGACGGAGAGUGUGUGUCAGAUUUUUUUGACACCUACGAUUUGGGAGAUCUGUUGACGAGCUGAGGUACGGAUGAAGGAGGAAUUUUAUAGGAAAGAAGGAAUGGUUAACUCGGUUCCUUCCUUGCAUAUGGAAAUAUCACACUAGGAAGUCAUCACUGCAGUUUUACCUGUCAGGAAGUCAAUGGAGGAUUUACUUUAUUCUGGUUUGUAUUUUCUUU